This is a messenger RNA of Cryptosporidium ubiquitum, 2388 nucleotides long. RefSeq lists its product as uncharacterized. Gene Ontology annotation, molecular function: protein-macromolecule adaptor activity; protein binding. The record is from RefSeq and is a predicted model, not a curated record. Gene Ontology annotation, biological process: proteasome-mediated ubiquitin-dependent protein catabolic process. The coding region runs from base 1 to 2388 and encodes 795 amino acids. The transcript has a single exon. Gene Ontology annotation, cellular component: nucleus. NCBI's taxonomy places the organism in Eukaryota, Apicomplexa, Conoidasida, Eucoccidiorida, Cryptosporidiidae.
AUGCAGAGAAAUAAAGUGGUUAAUAAAUAUGGCAUCACUGAAGUUUAUCAUGGGUUGGGGAUACCCAUUUCUAUGGUUUAUUCCAGGAAUUUUUUGGGGGGAGCUGGACUCUGUGUUGGUGACUCUGAUGGUUAUAUUUCUCUUUAUUCAACUGAAAAUAAAAUUGCAAAAUUGAUUGAUUCAGGUAGUAAAAUAAAGAACGAAAAAAUCUUUUCAAGAAAAUUGCAUAAUGGCUCUGUUACAGAUACAAAAUUUCAGAACAUAGGAUUUUACUCAAAUAAGGUUGAAAGAUAUGUUUAUUCCUCAUCUACUGACAGCUUCCUAGCAAAGUUUGACUUAGAGCACGAAAAAGAGAGUUGUAAGCUCAGAGCCCACAGAGAAUGGGUAAAGAGAUUUGCUCUUUCAGCAGAAUCCUCUUCAUUGAUAGCUACAGUAGGUAACGAUGGAAGUCUCCGAAUAUACGACGAUAGAUCAUUUCACUUAAAAUGUUUAUAUUUGGGACAGGGAAGCAGUAACAAAAAUAAGGCGGAAAUUGCAGGCAGACCGAGAGUUAGUAGAAUCUCAACAACAUUAAAUACUCACAUUUUUGAAAGAAGUGACGAUUUCAAUGAAAACUAUUAUGAUUCUAUCGAAAAAAUCCGUUUGGCUCCAAUGUUUGAGUUAAAUAGAAUACAUGAACAAAACGGAAGAAAAAGCAUAGGAAGAGAGAAGAUGAUUAGUGACAAAAGCAUUUCGGUGAGUGGCGUAACUUUUCUUAGUGAAGGUAAUUAUUUAGCAACCAGUGGAUGUACAGAUGGACAUAUUAAAGUUUGGGAUAUUCGGAAAGCAUCAUGUGGGAGUACAGAAAAAGCUUGCAUGCUCAAGCUUGCUCCUCAGAAGGAUGAAGAUACUAAAAGAGGCAUUAUAUGGAUGGAAGCUGAUGAAUUAUACAACAAACUUGCUCUUCAAACAAGGAAGGGGAUGAUUUAUAUAUACAGCGUGUCCGGGAUUCUUUCAUGUAGCGAAGACUUGAAUGCAAUAACGAUAGAUUCAAAUAAGUUAUUCUAUGAAAAGGAGAAUGUGGAAUUGUUGGAUGCAAGCCAGAGACCUUCAAUUUCAAGUGAUGGAGAAUGGCUAAUUACUGCAUCAAAUUCGGGAUCGAAGUUUUGUAUAUUCAAAACUUCAACAGAUUUAGAAAAUUCAAUUCUUUAUUAUGGACAAAGUGAACAGGAAGAAAGUUUGAUACCUAUUUUUCAAUGUUUUGCAUGGAAAAGAAGCAAAAUUAACGUGGAGAAUAAUAGCGGUUUCCCGCCCAAAGAAGGAAAUAUGAAUUUCUGGGAGGCCAAUUGUGUGGGGAGGGAAUACCGUUUAAAUUUUUCAGUGGGGACAAAAUUGAAAAAGCUGAGUUUUUAUAACAAUAAGGAAUUUCAGUUAGACAUUAGAAGACCGGUUAUGCCAAACUUUUCUGGAGCUUCUGCAGGAGGGGAUGCAACCAAUAGCAGAACUACCGUUGGACAAAGUGAUGAAAGUGUUAUUAAGUCUAGAUGGGUAUCGGGUGAAACAUUAUCAUAUAGUAAUUCUUUUGAUGGAGACAUGGAUGCUGUAAACCAGCUAUCUUUGUCUUCCUCAUUAUCUGUACCUUUUCCAAAACCGAGUAAAGCGAAUAAAACGAACGAUGAAGAUUUUACUUUGAAAGAUAUGAAUGAGAGGAAUGGAGAAAACAAUGAGGAAUUUCAAGAAUCAAGAGCAGGAAAAGGAGAAAGAAAAACUGGUUUCCUUACUGUUGGUGGAAUUGGGUUUUCAGAAAAGGAUUCUCAGGCUUUAAACGAUGGCGGAGCUUUCUUAAGACCUGCUCCGACUCCGGAUAGUGUAGAAAAGACUCCUUUUAGAAGAAGUAUUCCCUUCAUGGGUUCGUCUCAGGACAGUGUAGGUUACCCUGCUCCACAGAGAGGUCAGAGUACUUACAUCACACAAUCUCAGGAGAGCUUACUAACUCCAAUAUCGCCGCAGAAAAGUUCAAUGGAUACCAAGGAAACUUUGGAGAUGGAAAAUGAUGACUCUGGUAAUACUUCAUCAAGCUACUCAUGCGACUUUAAUCCACGCAGAAUAAUCCACAUUCCUCUUUCUCAGUCAAAUGAAGAGGUUCUGGCAAGCCCAAGCAUUGAUAGAGCAGGAUCUUUCGAAGUUGAUUGCACAAUAUACUCCGAGUCUAUUCAACAAGUUCAAGUAUCGACUCCAGGAUCUUUAGAUAGAAAUUUCAACACAAUAUUACGCGAUGAUGAUAAAUUUGAAGAAGGCAAUAAAGGGUUCAAGCAGAGAAGAUUAGAUAGUUGGGUAAGAGUCAAGAAGAACAAAGAGGGAGGGAGCACCGCAAAUUGCAGUACUGCAGAACUUUCACCAAUAAACUAA